Messenger RNA from Onychostoma macrolepis, 1879 nucleotides. RefSeq names its product DnaJ (Hsp40) homolog, subfamily C, member 11b (gene dnajc11b). Lineage: Eukaryota; Metazoa; Chordata; Actinopteri; Cypriniformes; Cyprinidae. The record is from RefSeq and is a predicted model, not a curated record. The transcript has 16 exons. Gene Ontology annotation, biological process: cristae formation. Bases 83 to 1765 code for a protein of 560 amino acids.
CGUCACGUUGCGUAAUUAAUAUUCAUGAGCAGGCCUUCGCCGUAGUAGGAAUCGGUGGGAUGGGAUUUGGGACACUGGGAACAUGGCGGCUGCCUUGGAAAAUGAAUUGGAAGUAGAUAACGAAGAUUAUUAUUCUCUGCUCAAUGUCAGGAGAGAGGCUACUCAGGAGGAGUUGAAGUCGUCGUACAGACGGCUUUGUAUGCUGUACCACCCCGACAAGCACAGAGACCCUGAGCUGAAGAGGCAGGCUGAGCAACUCUUCACCAAUGUACACCAGGCAUAUGAGGUUCUCAGUGACCCACAAUCCCGAGCCAUAUAUGACAUAUUUGGGAAGAAAGGCCUAGAGGUGGAAGGUUGGGAGGUGGUGGAAAGGAAGAGAACCCCUGCAGAGAUCAGGGAGGAAUAUGAACGUUUGCAGAGAGAGAGAGAUGAGAGGAGACUCCAGCAGAGAACUAACCCUAAGGGGACAAUAAGUGUCGGCAUAGAUGCGACAGACCUCUUUGACCGAUAUGAGGAGGACUUUGAGGAUGUACCAGGAGGAGGUUUUCCCCACAUUGAGAUAAACAGGAUGCAUAUUUCCCAAUCCAUUGAGGCGCCCCUAACCACUUCAGAUACUGCUGUCCUCUCUGGAUCUCUGUCGACGCAUAAUGGCAACGGGGGAGGAAAUAUAAACCUUUGUGUGCGGCGUGUGACCUCAGCAAGAGGCUGGGGAGAGCUGGAGUUUGGUGCAGGGGAUAUUAGGGGACCUUUAUUUGGGAUGAAGGUGUUCCGUAACGUAACUGCGCGCUGCUUUGUGACUGCCCAGUGGGGAUUGCAGUUCUCCUCACGUGGCGUGCGGCCCAGUGCCACUACAAUGAUGGCUCGCCACCUGGACCAGAACACUAUGGGUUACCUGCAGUGGCGCUGGGGAAGCCAGUCUGCCAUGACCACCAGCAUUGUCAGGGACACCAAAACAAGCCACUUCACCCUGGCCCUGCAGCUGGGUGUUCCUCAUUCCUACCUGAUGAUGAGCUAUCAGUACAAAUUCCAGGAUGAAGACCAGACUAAGGUCAAAGGUUCUAUCAAGACUGGGUUCUUUGGCACCGUGGUUGAAUACGGUGCAGAGCGCAAGAUCAGUCGCCACAGUGUUCUGGCUGCAACCGUCAGCAUUGGUGUACCCCAAGGAGUCUCCCUCAAAAUCAGGUUGAACAGAGCCAGUCAAACCUACCUCUUCCCUAUUCACCUGACCGACCAGAUUUUACCCAGCGCUGUGUUUUACGCCACUGUGGGCCCGCUGGCCAUCUACUUAGCUGUCCAGAAGCUUAUUAUUAUGCCUUAUGUACGAGCCCAUAAGGAACAGGAGUUGGAGAAACAAAAGGAGGAUUCUGCUUCAGAAAUUGCUCGCAGGAAGCAAGAGGCUGAAGCUGCUGUUUUGUUGAUGCAAGAGUCAGUGAAGAGAAUUAUUGAUGCUGAGGAAUCUAAAAUGGGUCUCAUCAUUCUAAAUGCUUGGUACGGCAAAUUUGUGUCAGACAAUAGUCAGAGACGUGAGAGAGCAAAGGUCAUUGACGUGACCGUCCCGCUCCAGUGCUUAGUGAAAGACUCUAAACUCAUUCUUACCGAAGCAUCAAAGGCUGGCUUGCCAGGGUUUUAUGACCCGUGUGUCGGAGAGGAAAAGAGCCUAAAGCUGCUGUACCAAUUCAGAGGAGCAAUGCACCAAGUCUUGUCUGGAGACACAGAGCCUCUUAGGAUACCUAAACAAUCUCAUAGAAUCGGUUCAGAGACAUAGGAGUCUACCACACAUUGGAAGAAAGAGCUCAAUGGACAUCACAGGAACAUAAAGGGACAGUCAGACAUCAAGUGAUCCGAAGGGCUGCUCCUCUUCAUUUCAUGUAGUCACCCG